This is a messenger RNA of Indicator indicator, 804 nucleotides long. It is a transcript of the gene REG4, whose product is annotated as regenerating family member 4. Bases 1 to 726 code for a protein of 241 amino acids. The record is from RefSeq and is a predicted model, not a curated record. The transcript has 8 exons. NCBI's taxonomy places the organism in Eukaryota, Metazoa, Chordata, Aves, Piciformes, Indicatoridae.
AUGGGGACCAUGGCUGGGAAGCCUGUGUCCGACCAUACUAUAAAGGGUUCUGACUGCUGGGGUCUAGAGCAGCCUCUGGAGGGCCAGGGCUGCAGGUACCCAACAUGGGCCCCCAGCUGCAGGCUGUUCCCACACCCCCGCCUCCUGCAUCCAGCUGACAAACAUCCUCAGGCAGUUCAAACAAGGGUGGUGUCCGUUAUUCCCCUGAUCUCCAGAAAGCAGGGGACGCUUCCAGGAGCAGAGAGGAUGGUGACAGCGGCCAGAUUUGCCCUCCUGCUGCUGGGCUGCAUGGGGCUCCUGCAGCCAGCCGGUGCCCGGUACAUAGACUACUGCCCCCGGGGCUGGUCCUAUUACAAGUUCAGCUGCUUCAAGUACUUCAGUCAGCCUCGGAACUGGGACGAGGCUGAGAAACACUGCCAGGCCAGCCAUGCUGAUGCCCACCUGGCUUGGGUGGAGGAGCCCCAGGAAGCAGCCACCUUGCGGAAGGUCAUCUCCUACUACCAGCGAGUGCAGCCUGUCUGGCUUGGCCUGCGCUAUGGGCAGGAGAGCCGGGCCUGGCAGUGGGCAAGUGGGAACAAGUACAGCAUGAGCAAUGGGCUGGCUGGGAACGGUGCCCAAGGGGGAACCUGUGGUGUGCUGACCCACCUCAGCGGCUUCACCGUGUGGUCCAGCACAGACUGUGCCCAGAAGCAUCACUACAUCUGCAAGUUCACCCCUUCACAAUGAGCACAGCCCCUGGGCCCCUGUCGGGGCACAGACUGGCAAUGCUCCUCCCUUGCUACCUCUGCUCCUCUUCCCCCCAGA